GAGAGAUAUUUAAAUAUAUAACAUAAAUAGGGAUAAAAUAAUAACUUAAUGUAUCCUUAUUGGGUUAUCGGUUUAAUAGAUAACCCAAUAAGAUAAAACUGAUACCGAACCGUUUACCCAAUAAAAUUUUUUAUAAAACCAAUAAAAAAUCAUUAACUCGAUAACCCAAUACCAAUAACUCAAUAACAUUUUUAUCGGUUCGAUUUAUCGAUCGAUUCGAUUUUUGCACCCCACUUUGAAAUUAGAGAACAAAGAGAGGCCAAGUGCUAUAUAUAGCUAAAUAUACCUUAAUUAGAUCUUUAUCAAAUCCAAGAUGGGAGAAGAAUACUUUAUAGAAACAGAGAAGAUGAAGGACUUGCAAGAGAAUUUAGAGGAGCCAUCAAAAACCCACUUCGUUUUAGUACAUGGAAUUAGUGGGGGUGGCUGGUGCUGGUACAAAAUCAAGUCUCUUAUGGAGAUUUCAGGCUACAAAGUGACAUGUCUUGACCUUAAGGGUUCUGGAAUUCAUUCUGCUGAUCCCACCACUCUUCUUUCCUUUGAUGAUUACAAUGACCCUCUCAUCAAUUUCAUGUCAUCUUUGCCUGAAAAUGAACAGGUAAUUUUGGUAGGACACAGCGCUGGAGGACUGAGUGUCACAGAUGCAACCCACAAAUUUCCAAAGAAAGUAAGGCUGGCAGUGUAUAUUGGAGCAACCAUGUUAAGAACUGGAUUUGUGACUGAACAAGAUGUUAAAGAUGGUAUCCCAGAUUUAUCAGAGUUUGGUGCAGCUGUUGAUGUAUAUGAUAUGUGGUUCGGAUUAGGACCCCAACAACCUCCAACCAGUGCAGUCAUUAAGACAAGUUUACAACGCAAAAUCAUUUACCAAAUGAGCCCACUCGAGGAUUCAACAUUAGCAGCGAUGUUGUUGCGUCCUGGCCCAAUUCAAGCAUUAACAAGUGCUCGAUUUAAAGAAGGAGAAGAUGCAGAGGAAGUUCCUCGAGUAUACAUCAGAACAGCAUACGAUCGAGUGGUGAAGCCAGAGCAACAAGAUGCAAUGAUCAAGAAAUGGCCUCCACAGCAUGUGUACACUUUGGAAAGUGAUCACAGCCCAUUCUUCUCUGCUCCACUCUUGUUAUUUGGCUUGCUUAUUAAGGCUGCUUCUCUUGGGUGCAGUGCUGAUUGAGAUAGUAUCAUCUCCAACAUGUACAUAAUAUAGUGUGGUUUGCUGUUCUUUGCCAGGGGACUUACCGUCUAGUCCCCAAGUAUUUGAAUUGAACAACUGAAAGACAAUAAAUAUUGCAGAAUUAAUAUGGUUAAGUGCCGAUGUGUUUAUUACUUGCAUGUGUUCAAUGAGAAACAAGUGUAGUCAAGUUUCAAGAAAGUAUUUCAAGUUAAUGUACUUUCCCAUUUACUUUUA
Messenger RNA from Capsicum annuum, 1396 nucleotides. RefSeq names its product methylesterase 17. Bases 314 to 1162 code for a protein of 282 amino acids. The transcript is spliced from 4 exons. Gene Ontology annotation, biological process: salicylic acid metabolic process; jasmonic acid metabolic process. The record is from RefSeq and is a predicted model, not a curated record. Gene Ontology annotation, molecular function: methyl indole-3-acetate esterase activity; methyl salicylate esterase activity; methyl jasmonate esterase activity. Lineage: Eukaryota; Viridiplantae; Streptophyta; Magnoliopsida; Solanales; Solanaceae.